This is a messenger RNA of Gracilinanus agilis (Agile Gracile Mouse Opossum), 4395 nucleotides long. It is a transcript of the gene CD109, whose product is annotated as CD109 molecule. Gene Ontology annotation, molecular function: endopeptidase inhibitor activity. NCBI's taxonomy places the organism in Eukaryota, Metazoa, Chordata, Mammalia, Didelphimorphia, Didelphidae. The transcript is spliced from 33 exons. Gene Ontology annotation, cellular component: extracellular region. The coding region runs from base 1 to 4395 and encodes 1464 amino acids. The record is from RefSeq and is a predicted model, not a curated record.
AUGCCGCUGCCUGACGUUGCUGCGAAAAUGAGGGGCUCCCGGCUCCUUGCUCCCCACCUUCUGUGCCUUCUGAUCGCGUCUUGGGUUGCUCCUGCAGCUGCUGGGCCCAGUUUUCUGGUGACAGCUCCUAGUGUCAUCAGACCAGGAAUCAACAUGAGCAUUGGAGUGGAACUUCUGGAGAAUAGCCCCUUUCAAGUCCUGGUGAAGGCUGAAGUGCUCAGGAGCCAGCUAAACAUUACUGUCCUGGAAGCAGAAGGAAACUUUGAAAGAGGUUCAUUUGGGACUCUUGUUCUUCCAGCACUACCCUUGAAUAGUGCAAAUGAAUUAUAUGAAUUACGUAUCACUGGAAAUGCUCAGGGUCGAACUUUGUUUUCUGAUAAAACCCAUUUGGUUUUUGAGACCAAGAGAUUAACUGUCUUCAUUCAAACUGACAAGUUCCUCUACAAACCAAACCAAGAGGUGAAAUUUCGUAUUGUUAGUCUCUUCUCUGACCUCAAGCCAUAUAAAUCUGCUGUAGACAUCCUAAUUAAGGACCCCAAAUCAAAUUUGAUUCAACAGUGGUCGGAUGAGCAAGGUGACCUUGGAGUUAUUUCCAAAACAUUUCGGCUAUCUUCAAAUCCAAUAGUUGGUGAUUGGUCUAUUCAAGCAAGAGUGAAUGGCCAGACCUAUUACCAGGCAUUCCAAGUUUUAGAAUAUGUGUUACCCAAAUUCGAAGUUACUCUCCAGACACCUUUAUAUCAUUCUUUGAAUUAUAAAAGUUUAAAUGGCACUGUCAUUGCAAAGUAUACAUAUGGAAAACCAGUUAAAGGUGAUGUAACACUCAUAUUUGUACCUCUAUCCAUCUGGGGAAUAAAGAAAACUAUUACCAAACAUUUUGAGAUAAAUGGAUCUGCAAACUUCACAUUUAAUGACCUAGAGAUGAAAAGUGUCAUGAAUAAUGCAGAUGAACUACAUUACCCCAGUGAUAUAUCUUCUCCUGGGCCAGUAGAAAUUAUUGCUGUAGUGACGGAAUCACUCACAGGAAUCUCCCGAAAUGCAAGUUCCAAUGUAUUUUUCAAGGCAAAUGACUAUACCAUUGAAUUUUUUGAUUAUGCUACUGUCCUGAAGCCUACUCUCAACUACACAGCUACUGUGAAGAUAACCCGCUCUGACAAUGUUCAGCUGACUCCAGAAGAAAUUAGAAACAAAAUAACCCUCACCAUAACGCAGACAAAUUACACUAAUUAUUGGGACAAAUGGAACAAUGAAGAUCAGGAAAGGGAAACUGUCCAGAUCCUAAAUUACCCAGUUCCAGAAGAUGGGACCAUUCAUCUUGAAUUCCCAAUCUUGGUUAAUACCAGUCAACUGCAAGUGAAGGCUUCUUUUCUUGAGAGUGUGAAUAGCUUAUCAAUUCAUGGCAUGUUUAGAUCUCCUAGUAUGACAUAUAUCCAGUUAAAAACAGGAAGCGAAAAUGUAAAGGCUGGCUCACCUUUUGAACUGACUGUCAGUAGCAACAAGCCACUGAAGGAACUAAGUUAUAUGGUGAUAUCCCAAAGUCAGCUGGUUGCAGUAGGCAAAAAGAAUGGCUCAACUUUUUCUUUAACACCAGAAAAUUCCUGGGCUCCAAAAGCCUGUAUUAUUGUGUACUAUGUUGGAGAUGAUGGGGAAAUUAUAAAUGAUGUUUUGAAAGUUCCUGUCCAACUUGUCUUUAAGAAUAAGAUCACAUUAUCUUGGAAUAAAGUUAGUGCAGAACCAUCCGAAAAUGUUGCUCUUAAAGUUUCUGUGACUCAGCCUGGAUCCCUAAUAGGACUUGUUGCUGUCGACAAAAGUGUAAAGCUGAUGAAUGGCUCAAAUGACCUUACAGAAGAAAGUGUGAUCCAUGAACUGGAAUUAUACAACACUGGCUAUUACUUAGGCAUGUUCACAAAUUCCUAUGCAGUCUUUCAGGAAUGUGGCCUGUGGGUAUCAACGGAUGCAAAUCUUGUGCAUGAUUAUCUGUAUGAAAGUUUUAAUGGAGAGUUCGUGGAGAUGGAUAAAGCAGAUGAUGUAGUUAUGUUCACGAAUGACAGAAAUGACAUGACGGAGCUAGCAUCUGGAGGUGCAUUUCUAGGGAGCAGUGGUCCAUCUAUCAGAAAACAUUUUCCAGAGACCUGGCUUUGGAUAGACACCAAUAUGGGUUCUCGGACUGACAAAGAAUUUGAAGUUACUGUGCCUGACUCCAUCACUUCCUGGGUAGCUACUGCCUUUGUGAUCUCUGAGGAUUUAGGACUUGGAAUGACAACUGCUCCAGUGGAGCUACAAGCCUUUCAACCAUUUUUCAUUUUUUUGAAUCUUCCUUACUCGGUUAUCAGAGGGGAACAAUUUGUUUUGGAAGUAACCAUAUUCAAUUAUUUGAAAGAUGCCAGUGAGGUGAUGGUAACCAUCGAGACAAGUGACAAAUUUGAUAUUCUUAUGACUUCUAAUGAAAUAAAUGCCACAGGACAUCAGCAGUCCAUAUUAGUGCCAAGUGAGGAUGGGGGAACUGUGCUUUUCCCAAUCAAACCAAUGUAUUUAGGAGAGAUUCCGAUCACUGUUACAGCAGUUUCACCUAGUGCCUCUGAUGCCAUCACCCAGAACAUUUUAGUAAAGCCUGAAGGAAUUGAGAAAUCAUAUUCACAGUCUCUCCUCUUGGACCUGACUGGCAACAAAUUAUCAACUACAGCCCAAAGUUUGAACUUCACCUUCCCUCCUGACAGGGUGAUUGGUAGUGAAAAAAUUCAUAUUACAGCUGUUGGAGAUAUUCUCGGGCCUUCUAUCAAUGGCUUAGAGUCCUUGAUUCGGAUGCCUUAUGGCUGUGGUGAACAGAAUAUGAUCAACUUUGCUCCAAAUAUUUAUAUUUUGAAUUACCUGACUAACACAAGACAACUGACAGAUAGUGUGAAAGACAAAACCAUCUCAUUUAUGAGGCAAGGCUACCAAAGAGAACUUCUCUACCAAAGGGAUGAUGGUUCUUUUAGUGCUUUUGGAAAUGGUGAUCCCUCUGGGAGCACAUGGUUAUCAGCUUUUGUUCUAAGAUGUUUUCUUCAAGCUUCUUCUCAUAUAGAUAUCGAUCAGGAUGUGUUACACAGAACAUUUUCCUGGCUCAAGAAACAUAUAAAACCCAAUGGUGAAUUCUGGGAACCAGGAAGAGUGAUCCAUAGUGAUCUUCAAGGUGGCAAUAAUAGUCCAGUUACCCUUACUGCCUAUAUCUUGACAUCCCUCUUAGGUUAUCAAAAAUAUCAGUCUUCCAUGGAUAUGAGAAAAUCUGUUGAGUUUUUGGAGUCACAUUUCAGGGAAGGUGUUUCAGAUAAUUAUACUCUAGCUCUCAUAAGUUAUGCGCUGUCAUCUGUGGAAAGUACUGAAGGGAGAGAAGCUUUGGAUAUGUUGAACCAGAGAGCAGAACAUGAAGGAGGCAUGCAAUUCUGGGUGUCAUCAGUAUCCAAACUUUCUCAAUCAUGGCAGCCGAGUUCCUUGGACAUUGAGGUUGCAGCCUAUGCAUUAUUGUCACACUUUCUUCAAAAUCGGUUGGCCGAGGGAAUGCCUAUUAUGAGGUGGUUAAGCAAGCAGAGAAAUAGUCUGGGAGGAUAUUCCUCUACUCAGGAUACUAUUGUGGCUUUGCAUGCCUUAUCUACAUUUGCAGCUUUUACCAUUACUGGACAGAUAGACAUGAGAGUAAAAGUAACUGGGCCUAGUGUGACAGCACCAACAGAGUUUCUGAUUAACACUAAAAAUCGAUUUCUUCUUCAAACAGCAGAGCUUGCUGUCACACAGCCAGCUUCAGUUACUGUUUCAGCAAGUGGUUUCGGAUUUGCCUUCUGUCAGCUCAAUGUUGUUUAUAAUGUGAAAAAUUCAGAAUCUUCUAGAAGACGCAGAUCUAUCCAAAAUCAAGAAGCCUUUGAUUUAGAUGUUGCCGUCAAAGAUAAUAAAGAUGAUAUCAACCAUUUGACUGUGAAUGUAUGUACCAGGUUUCGGGGACCAUCUAAGAGUGGUAUGGCUCUUAUGGAAGUUAACUUACUGAGUGGUUUUGCAAUGUCUCCAGAUGCAAUUCUACUGAGUGACACAAUUAAGAAAGUAGAGAAUGAUCACGGCCAAGUCAACCUGUAUUUAGACUCUGUAAAUGAAACACAGUUUUGUGUAGAUAUUCCUGCUGUAAGAAACUUCAAAGUAUCAAACACUCAAGAUGCCUCAGUAUCUAUAGUGGAUUAUUAUGAACCAAGGAGACAGGCAGUCAGAAGUUACAACUCCAAAGUGAUGCUGGGUGUUUCCCCUUGUGACCUGUGUGACAGAAAACAGGACUGCAAACUUUGCACGGACAGCUCCCCAACAUUAUUUCAACACUCAGCAGUAGUUUCUUUUUGGUGCUUCUUGUUUCUCUUCUCCUUGCAAAUUUGGCUGUGA